UCGCUAUUUAGCAAGAACUGAAAAAUCGUGUGCUCCAUAAACAUUAUAUCUCUCUUCUCAAUUUCUCUGCAUUCCAAGCAAGAGAGAUAAAGUAUUUCUCUUAUACUUCUCUCUUCAAUAUCCCUCUGUUUACAAGUUCUCUCAUAACUUAAGAAGAAACAACAACUGCAAACCUCACAUUGGGAUGUCGCGGCGGAAGGAGCAAGAGAAAGAGAUGGAGGGAGUGGUUUCGUUUGCAGGAGCUGGAAACUCGAGUAAGUAUAAGAAACGAAAUUUUGGUCUUUUGAUUUUAAUUGAAAGGCUGGGUUUGGUUCUUAUACCUGCUCUAAUACUAACCUUGACUCUUCCGUUUUUGCGGAAUGAAGAUUAUUGGGAGGUUAGUAUUUGGAAAUGGGAAAUCAUGAUUCUGUUUUUAGUCUCGGGUCGGUUAUUGUGGCGUUCUAUCAUUAGGAUUAUUGUGUUUUGGAUUCAAAGAAAAUUUCAAUGGAAGAUCAAGGUUCUUUACUAUGUAUAUGCUUUGAAGAAAACAGUUCAGAAUUAUAUAUGGUUAUUGAUACUUUAUUUAGCAUGGUCUUUCUGGUUCCGGCUGAUCAACACUGAUUUGAAAGAUUUGGAGACAGCUCUGUUCUGUUCUUUUCAGGCUCUUUCAUUAUGGCUCUUCAAAACCUUAAUUGCUAAAGUGUUAACCACUCAUUAUUAUUUGACAACAUAUUUCGGCAACAUUGAAGAGUCGAUCAACAAUCUCUUAUGGAUUAAUAUGCUUUCUGGAUCACAUAUGGUAAAAAUUCAAAAGACUAAAGCACAAGAGGAGGAAAGGCGUGCUGCUUGUAACUUGUCUAACAUCACAAUUGAAAGGCCAAGGAGUGAGAUUGAAUAUGGUGGUGGAAUAUCUUUCAAUAUUUUGUCUAAGCUGAAUCCAAAAUUUGUGUCUUCUUUAGAAAUGAAGAGCUUAAUAAAAACAUUCACCUACAGAGCACUUGAUUUGGAAGACGACCAUUCCGCAUUAGUCACAACUGAAAAGGAGGCUAAAGCAGCAACCGAACAAAUAUUCAGAAAUAUUGCUAUAUGUGGUUCCAACUCCAAGUAUAUAGACAUUGAGGACUUGAUGCCUUUUAUGAUUGAAAGUCAAGCUUCUCAAAUUGUAAAUCACCUUAAAGGGGCAUCAGAUUCUGGAAAAAUAAGUCAAACUGCCUUGAAAGACUGGAUUCUGAAUGUGUUAUGGGAGAGAAGAACACUUAUUUUAAAAAUAAAUGACACCAAAUCACCGGUCCCAAAGUUAUACAACUUGUUGAACUUCUUAACUGUCCUUGAGAUUUUUGUUCUAACGAUUUUGAUUUUGAUUUGGGAAAUGGUCACUACCAAAACCCUUGCCGUUAUUGGGUCACAGUUCGUGGUUGCAUACAUAUUGAAAAACACAUUGACCGCUGCUUUUAAAGGAAUAUGUUUUGUUUUCUUAAAACAUCCCUAUGAUGUAGGAGAUAGAUGUGUCAUCGAUGAUACAGAACUUGUUGUUGAAGAAAUAAACUUACUGCAUACUGUGUUUAUAUCGUUCGAACAACAACUCAUAACCAUACCCAACAGCGAACUUAGCAAGAAAGUCAUACUUAAUCAUAAUCAUAGUCCUGAAUUGGAAGAGCCUCUGCAAUUUUAUAUUGAUGUAUCAACUCCCGAUGAAAAAGUUUUAAUGUUGAAACAUAGAAUAAAGAAUUACAUGGACAGAAAGCCAGAUCAGUGGUAUCCUUCACCUACCAUAACCAUGGAUUAUCUGGAAAAAUUAGGCAAGGUAAAAGUGGUUGUCUGGCCAACUCUGAGAAUGAACUUCGUAGGCAUGAGAGAAAGAGGCAUCAGGAGAUCUAUGUUGAUAGAAGAGUUGAUGAAGAUCUUAAGGGAUCUUGAUAUUCUAUACUUUAUGCCUCUAGAGGUAAAUUGUCUCCCUGUUAGUUGUUGAACAAAAACUACCUAGUACUGGUCAUGACAAAUUUCUGGUUGGUUGGCUCUAUUAGAGAUAUAAGAGGUUAGUUAGAUUAAUUAUUAGUUGGUGUUCUUUACAUAAUUAGUUAGUGUGUAUUUAUAUGCUUUAGAUGGUCAAAUUGUAAUAAUGUCUUAACUUGUUGAUUGGAAAGCUGAGAUACCUUCCUUCUGAGAAGGAGAAGGAUAACAAGUUUGCUCCUAAUGAUAUUAUGCAGAUUAUUGAUUA
Vicia villosa (hairy vetch) is the source of this 2197-nucleotide messenger RNA. Its product is annotated as mechanosensitive ion channel protein 6-like. Gene Ontology annotation, molecular function: mechanosensitive monoatomic ion channel activity. The transcript is spliced from 2 exons. Bases 185 to 1948 code for a protein of 587 amino acids. Gene Ontology annotation, cellular component: plasma membrane. The record is from RefSeq and is a predicted model, not a curated record. Gene Ontology annotation, biological process: monoatomic anion transport; transmembrane transport. NCBI's taxonomy places the organism in Eukaryota, Viridiplantae, Streptophyta, Magnoliopsida, Fabales, Fabaceae.